This is a messenger RNA of Poecilia reticulata (guppy), 2209 nucleotides long. It is a transcript of the gene sirt1, whose product is annotated as sirtuin 1. Gene Ontology annotation, cellular component: nuclear inner membrane; nucleus; nucleoplasm. Gene Ontology annotation, molecular function: histone deacetylase activity, NAD-dependent; NAD+ binding; transcription corepressor activity. Gene Ontology annotation, biological process: negative regulation of DNA-templated transcription. The record is from RefSeq and is a predicted model, not a curated record. NCBI's taxonomy places the organism in Eukaryota, Metazoa, Chordata, Actinopteri, Cyprinodontiformes, Poeciliidae.
UGGGGACGUUCCGCUCGUCCUUACUGGCGGAGAGCAAGUCACGUGACGCCAGCUGUCCGACACGAAGGAGCUGCGCAGCGGGUCUGUGGGCUGAAGAUGGCGGACAGAGAGAACGCUCUCGGAACGGCUUGUUCAGGCACCUCUGAGAUGGACGAACCUAUCGCAAAAAGGUCAAAAAUCUAUCCGGUGACCAACCACGGACCUAGAGCCAUAGAAACGGACACAAUCUCCUGUGUUUCGGCGGCCAUUGGGAGCCUGGAAGAGGCGGGGAAUUGUGCCGAGCCAGCGGAGAAGAAGGAAGCGAAGCCGGUGAUGAUGGCGGUGGAGCAGGCCCCUGCAUCGCGAGGCGGGGACAACAAUGGACUGAGUCUGCCGGUCUCCGAGCCGCUUAAAUCAUCUGGGAAAUUAGGCGACAGCACCGCCUUUGGUGCAAGUGAGGAAGGUGCCGAUUUUCUUGGACAUGACGAUCUGCUUCGCAAUGGUCUUGCUGUCACACCAGAGCACAUUGAUGAGGAAGAUGACAGAUCUUCACAUGCAAGCUCCAGUGACUGGACUCCUCAACCGCAAAUAAGUUCGUACAGUUACAUCCAGCAGCACAUCAGAGAGACGGAUCCACGGGCCAUUCUGAGGGAUCUGCUUCCUGAAACCAUCCUCCCCCCAGACCUGGAUGAUAUGACGUUAUGGCAGAUAAUCAUCAACAUCUCUGAGCCUCCAAAAAGAAGAAAACGAAAGGAUAUCAACACCCUGGAAGAUGUGGUGAAGCUGCUUCAUGAAAGCAAAAGGAUCCUAGUCCUGACUGGCGCUGGUGUGUCCGUUUCAUGUGGAAUACCAGACUUUCGCUCCAGAGAUGGAAUUUAUGCACGACUUGCUGUAGAUUUUCCUGAUCUUCCAGAUCCUCAAUCAAUGUUUGAUAUUGAAUAUUUCAGAAGAGACCCUAGACCCUUUUUCAAGUUUGCUAAGGAGAUCUUCCCCGGUCAGUUCCAGCCGUCGCCCUGUCACAGAUUUAUAUCCAUGCUGGAUAAACAAGGGAAGCUGCUUCGCAAUUACACUCAAAACAUUGAUACGUUGGAGCAAGUGGCCGGAGUCCAGCGAAUCAUCCAGUGCCAUGGAUCAUUUGCUACUGCAUCGUGUCUUAUCUGUAAACACAAGGUGGAUUGUGAGGCGAUAAGGGCUGACAUCCUCAAUCAGGUCGUCCCCCGUUGCCCCCGGUGUUCGGACAUUCCUCUGGCCAUCAUGAAACCUGACAUCGUGUUUUUUGGAGAGAAUCUUCCAGAACUUUUCCACAGAGCCAUGAAGCAGGACAAAGACGAGGUCGACCUUCUGAUCGUCAUCGGCUCGUCUCUAAAAGUCCGGCCGGUCGCCCUCAUUCCGAACUCCAUUCCUCAUGAAGUGCCUCAGGUUCUGAUCAACAGGGAGCCGCUGCCUCAUCUGAACUUCGACGUGGAGCUGCUGGGCGACUGCGACGGCAUCAUCAACGAACUCUGCCACCGGCUGGGCGGAGACUUCGAGCAGCUGCGCUUCAACACUCUAACCCUCAACGAAAUCACAGAGAAACCGCCGCGGUUAGCAGAGCCGCCGCCGCCCGACGAGGCUUCCACUGACCCGGCGGACAAACCUCCAGAAGAGACGGAGAGCGAGAAUGUCACGGAAACCGUAACGCCGUCGGAGCCUUGUUCGAACGCGGCGAGUCGAAGCGCGGACGCCGCCGAGUCGCCGGAGCCUCAGAGAGAGGAUGCGGCGAAAGACGAGGCAGGCGAGGCGAAGAGCCAAAUCUCAAAGCCGGACAAUCGAAAGCGAUACUGGAUGAGUCGGGUCAGCAGGAGUCCAAUCAGCAAACGGCUUGAAGGCUGUCAGUACCUUUUCCAAGCACCGAAUCGAUACAUCUUCCACGGCGCCGAGGUCUACUCCGACUCCGAGGAGGACGAGACGUCGAGCUCCUGCGGGAGCGACAGCGACGGCUCCGACUGCAGCCAGGACGGGCCGGAGGACUGCAGCGAGGCCGAGGACGGCGCCCGGCCCGCGGGCGACGAGGCGAUCCACAGAGACACGUUACCGCUAAACGAAGAGGCCACGCCCACUCUGCAGACAGACUUCACAUCAGAACACUCUGAGAGGACCACACAUCUUUAGGCGUACAUUUCACAAAGCACUAACUGUCUUGUUGGGUUUUUAUAUAUAUAUAUAUAUAAAUAUAAAUAUAUAUAUAUAA